UGGAUAACACGUGUCGAGGCGGCAUGGCGGCAGCUGAUGGCGAAGUGGAGAGUGUCGGAGGCUGGUGCUGCGUCUUUUCACCUGGUUCGGCGCAGUGCCUUGCUUCAGUGGCGGGUGAUGGCCGUAUACGGGUGUGGGACACGCAGGGCGGCGGUCUGAAGCACGAAUAUGUGCCUUCGUCGCACCUUAGCGCCACUUGCAGUUGCCUGUCAUGGGCUGUCCCGCGGCGCCUCCGCCAGGAGGUUCCUCAGAAGAAAAAAAGGAGAUCAGAAAAAGUGGAAGCCAACAAUGAAGUGGAUCUAUUGGCUAUUGGCACAGCAGUCGGAAGCAUCUUGUUAUACAGUUUAGUUAGAGGAGAACUACAGAGGAAGUUGAGUGGUGGACACGACAGCAAAGUAAAUUGUGUACGAUGGCAUCAAGAAAAUGAUUGUCUCUACAGCUGCUCAGAUGACAAGCAUAUAGUGGAAUGGAGUGUGCCAACAGGAAAAGUGAAAUGCAAAUGGAAAGCCGAGAAAGGUAGCGUUACUCACCUUUGUUUGAGCCCUGAUGGAAAGAUGUUGCUAUCAGCAGGCCGCGGCAUCACGUUAUGGAACCUGGAGACCAAAGAAGUAUAUAGGAAAUUUACAGGUCACGCAACAGCAAUAUCGUCACUUACAUUUGCAACAGUACAACCAUCUAAUGAUAGCCAGCCAUCUGAUGGAAUAACUGGCCUAUAUUUCCUCUCUGGAGCUGUGCAUGAUCGACUGCUUAAUGUUUGGCAAAUGCGACAAGAUGGGAAGGAUAAGAAUGCAGUGCUGUCCUUCAUACUAACAGAUGAGCCUGUGUAUGUGGAUCUGGCUACUUCAGGUGACAGAGAAGAUCCAGUGAAGUUAGCAGUUGUAUGCCAGGAUGGACAGAUGCACUUGUUUGAACACAUCUUAAAUGGCCACUGUAAAAAGCCCCUUUUGCCAACGUGCACUUUGCAGAUUGCGACGUCGGGGAAAGGAAAUGAAGUGAAACCUGUUCCAAUCCUGGCAGCCACCUUCUGUUCAGAUAGUCAGUCAGUGUUGAUAGCAUAUAACAAUCUGCUCCAUCCUAUCAUAGAGAGAUUGACAUUGAAUACCAAGGAAUCUCAUAUUUGUCUGGUGAGAGAUACUCAGAUGACCGUGUCACUUUCAGUGGAGGAUUCUGUCAGCAAAAUCAAAACACCGAUUGUAACAGCUAAAUCUAAAGUGUUAGUGCCUGGUAUUCCAGGCCAUGAUGCAAGUAUAAAGUCCACAUUGAUGGAAUCGAGAAAGACUGAAGCUAAAAGGAAAAACAUGGAAAAUGAGUGCAGUAUUGAGGAGCGACUGUCUGUUAUGGAUAUCCAGGCAAAGAAGAGUAAAGGACAUUUUCCACAGUCCGACAACUAUGCGGUGUUGCUUGUACAGGGACUAGAAAGCAAUGAUUCAUCAAUUAUAAAUAAAGUGCUCCAGAUUAAUAAGGAUUCCUUGAUAAAGCCCACUAUUGCCAGGUUACCUGUUACUGCAAUAGUUCCACUGCUUCAGGAGAUCACCAAACGAUUGCAAGCUCAUCCUCACGGUGCUGUUUUAAUGGUCCAGUGGCUAAAGGCGGUCUUCAUCCAACACGCCUCCUUUCUGUCUUCGUUGCCUGAUCUUGUGCCACAACUUGGAGCUUUAUACCAGCUGAUGGAGAAUAGAGUGAAAAACCUGCCUAAGCUCUCUCGUCUACAUGGCAAACUUUUCCUUCUCAGCGCACAGAUUGCAGCAGCCCAGCGUAUGCAGGAUGUAAGCUCUGUGAACCAAACUGCAAAAGUUGUUUAUGCAGAAGAAUCAUCGGAAGAUGAAAACUCAGAAGAAAACUCAGAAGUCGAGUUGAUGGAAGACCAGGAAUCUGAUGUAAACUGGGAUGAGGAGGAGGAGGAAGAUGAGGAAGAAGAGAGUGCGGCCAACUCAAAAAUGCAAAUUGAUAAAGAAGUUAGUGAAGAUUCUGGAGAGGACUUGCACACAGAUAAUGAAAGUGAAGAGGAAUAAAAUCAUUUUUUUAAAGGAAAAUUGACUAUAUCGAUACACUUGGGUCAAUGAAUUUGCCCCAGGCACCUGAAUAUAUUUUUAUUCCACCCAGAAACUCUUUAGUUUGGCAAUUAGAUGACAGACGGCUAUCAAGAAUUCAUCUGGAACUGUCUGUGCACAAUGGACUCCAAGGAAUCUGUGACUGUUUUGGUGGUGCACAGCUCACAAUUGUAUAUUUCUGCAACCAUGUUUCUAUUGCAGGUCAUUUUUUUCCUGACAUUUCUAUUUGGAGUGGUUACCACAGCCAGUAAUGUGGUAGUAACUCAUGGCCAUUUCAAAAGGGGUGGGUGGUUGGACAGGCAUCCAGUCAUCAAAUCCAUGACUACUGCUGUUGCAUUUUAACCUGAUGUGGGGUACAUAGUUCAGGUUUCUUCUGGAUAGUUUGGUUCAGAUCAGCUACUUUCAGGUUGGUAUGUUACAGGUAUGUAGUCAUUGACAGAAUUAUGCAUAUUUGACUAUAAAUCAAUAUUUACAGCUAUAGUGCUGUUUUCUCCUUUGUAUAGUGAAUAAACACGAUUCUCCUUU
Messenger RNA from Hypanus sabinus (Atlantic stingray), 2576 nucleotides. RefSeq names its product WD repeat domain 43 (gene wdr43). Bases 24 to 2012 code for a protein of 662 amino acids. Gene Ontology annotation, cellular component: nucleolus. Gene Ontology annotation, molecular function: protein binding. NCBI's taxonomy places the organism in Eukaryota, Metazoa, Chordata, Chondrichthyes, Myliobatiformes, Dasyatidae. The transcript is spliced from 18 exons. The record is from RefSeq and is a predicted model, not a curated record. Gene Ontology annotation, biological process: maturation of SSU-rRNA from tricistronic rRNA transcript (SSU-rRNA, 5.8S rRNA, LSU-rRNA).